Messenger RNA from Sardina pilchardus (European sardine), 4433 nucleotides. RefSeq names its product asparagine synthetase (gene asns). Gene Ontology annotation, cellular component: cytosol. The record is from RefSeq and is a predicted model, not a curated record. NCBI's taxonomy places the organism in Eukaryota, Metazoa, Chordata, Actinopteri, Clupeiformes, Clupeidae. Bases 116 to 1801 code for a protein of 561 amino acids. Gene Ontology annotation, molecular function: asparagine synthase (glutamine-hydrolyzing) activity. The transcript is spliced from 12 exons.
GCGACACCCACGCGUUCAUUCAGCCGGUGUGGAUGAUGCGAAACAGUCCUCAACUGUAACUUCUCUCUUGUUUUAAAUCUCGUCUGCGGAAUCGAUAAGUUUUAAAGUUAUCACGAUGUGCGGUAUAUGGGCGUUAUUCGGCAGCGAUGAAUGUCUGUCGGUUCAGUGCACCAGCGCCAUGAAGAUCGCGCAUCGCGGACCAGACGCGUUCCGCUUCGAGAAUGUCAACGGCUACACCAACUGCUGCUUCGGGUUCCACCGGCUGGCCAUCGUGGACCAGCUGUACGGCAUGCAGCCGCUGCGCAUCAAGAAGUUCCCGCACCUGUGGCUCUGCUACAACGGCGAGAUCUACAACCACCUCCGACUGAAGAAUGUGUUUGAGUUCGAGCACCAGACGAAGGUGGACGGGGAGAUCCUGCUGCACCUGUACGACCGCUUCGGCGUGGACAAGAUGGCGGCUCUGCUGGACGGCGUGUUUGCGUUCGUGCUGCUGGACACGGCCGACAGGAAGGUGUUUCUGGGACGCGACACCUACGGCGUCAGACCCAUGUUCAAGCUGCUCACGCACGACGGGUUCCUCGCCGUCUGCUCUGAGGCCAAAGGCCUGACCCAGAUCAGCCACUCCAUGGCGUCUCAGCCCAGUGUGGUGGCGUUCCCUCCUGGUCACUACGAGGCGUUCCACCUGAAGCCCUCUGGGAAGGUGGAGUCCCUCCACAUGGAGCGCUUCCACAGCUGCACGGACGCGCCCGCUCACGCCGCAUACGACGCCGUCGGCAAACUCCCCGCAGGCUUCCAGAUGGAUGAGGUGAAGAGGAACGUCAGGACGCUGUUUGAGAACGCCGUCAAGAAGCGUCUCAUGGCCCACAGGAGGAUCGGCUGCCUCCUCUCAGGUGGGCUGGACUCCAGCCUGGUGGCGGCUACGCUGGUGAAGUUGGCCAAGCAGGAGGAGCUGCAGUACCCCGUCCAGACCUUCGCCAUCGGGGCCGAGGACAGCCCCGACAUCCAGGCCGCACGCAAGGUGGCUGCGCACAUCGGCAGUGAGCACCACGAGGUGUGCUUCAGCCCAGAGGAGGGCAUCAAGGCCGUGGAGGAGGUCAUCGUGCACCUGGAGUGCUACGACAUCACCACCAUCCGGGCUUCUGUAGGCAUGUACCUGGUGUCUAAGUUCAUCCGGGAGAAGACGGACAGUGUGGUCAUCUUUUCUGGAGAGGGCUCCGAUGAGCUCACACAGGGAUACAUCUACUUCCACAAGGCUCCCUCCCCUAAAGCUGCGCAUGAGGAGUGUGUUCGCCUGCUGAAGGAGCUCUACCUGUUCGACGUGCUGAGAGCAGAUCGCACCACUGCUGCUCACGGGUUGGAGCUGCGUGUGCCCUUCCUGGACCACAGAUUCACGGCGUACUACCUGUCCUUACCUGAGGAGAUCAGAGUGCCCAAGGACGGCGUGGAGAAGUUUCUCUUGCGGGAUGCGUUUGCAGGUGAGGACCUGAUACCUGAUGAGGUUCUGUGGAGACGCAAGGAGGCCUUCAGCGACGGACUCAUGUCAGUCAAGAAGUCCUGGUACACCAGCCUACAGGAGCACAUCGAGUCUGAGGUGAAUGACUCAGACCUGGAGGGGGCUGCUAAGACGUUCCCCUUCAACCCCCCCAGGACCAAAGAGGCGUUCUACUUCCGGCGGCUCUUCCAGAAGCACUACCCUGGACGCUGCGAGUGGACUCCCCACUUCUGGAUGCCCCGCUGGAUCAACGCCACCGACCCCUCCGCUAGAACCCUGUCCAUCUACAAGCCCGACAAGGACGAGUAGAACCUGUUAGAACCCUGUCCAUCUACAAACCCGACAAGGACGAGUAGAACCUGCUAGAACCCUGUCCAUCUACAAACCCGACAAGGACGAGUAGAACCUGUUAGAACCCUGUCCAUCUACAAACCCGACAAGGACGAGUAGAACCUGCUAGAACCCUGUCCAUCUACAAACCCGACAAGGACGAGUAGAACCUGUUAGAACCCUGCCCAUCUACUAACCCGACAAGGACGAGUCGAACCUGUUAGAACCCUGCCCAUCUACAAACCCCUUAACGACCAGUAGAACACACACACACACACACACAUCAUGACCACCAUUGUACCCAGUAAGAAAGUAACCUGAAAGACUGCUGCUUAUAUAUACACACACACACACACACACACUCACACUCACACUCACACUCACACUCACACUCACACUCACACACACACUCACUCACUUUCACACACACCAGCCCAAAGGCCACGUUUAGAAAGGAAUAUUCAAUUAUACCGAUGAUGCAUAGCAUGAUAUUGUUGUUCUAUAAAUGGAAUCCUACUGAGGGGUCAAAAGGUCAAAUGCAUAACACUGAUGAUGCAUAGGAUAAUAUAGACCUCUGAGGUUCGCCCACUAAAAAGACCCAAAACUGCCUAAUUGAAGCUAACUUCCUAUGGCAAGUUGCAUUGCAAGUUAGCUCUGGGGUAGCAAAAAUCUUUGUUUUGCCGUCUUAACGGACACAAAAAAGUUUGCCGUCUUAACGUAUCGCUUAUCACACUACCCAGUCAAAGGUAGAGGGUGUUGAGCAUAACGUCUGCAUUUCAGGCGUCUUCGUGUUUAAAAGGUGUGAUCAUUCAAAAUCCCCAUGUUAUUUUUCCAUAGGAACAUUUGCAAGAUACCGUAUCUCAAAGAUGGCAGUUUAUUUGUAGGUGAACUUCAGAGGUCUAUUGUUCUAUAAAUAUACACACACACACACACACAUACUUCAGAGGUCUAUUGUUCUAUAAAUAGAGUCCUCCUGAGAGGUCAAAGGUUAAAUGUGUCGCUGCCAUGUUUCAUGCUACUGGUGAACGCCACACCCCCAACCCUUCCCAUGUUGCCAUAGGCCCCCAUGCAUCAAUCAAACUUGAAACUCCCGGCUUUAGAGUCUAAACGCCAAGUCCGUUACCUGUGUGCCCCAUUACCUGUGUGCUGUGUGCCCCAUUACCUGUGUUCCCCAUUACCUGUGUGCCCCAUUACCUGUGUUCCACAUUACCUGUGUUCCCCAUUACCUGUGUUCCACAUUACCCGUGUUCCCCAUUACCUGUGUGCUGUGCUCCCCAUUACCCGUGUUCCCCAUUACCUGUGUGCCCCAUUACCUGUGUGCCCCAUUACCUGUGUGCUGUGUUCCCCAUUACCUGUGUUCCACAUUACCCAUGUUCCCCAUUACCUGUGUGCCCCAUUACCUGUGUGCCCCAUUACCUGUGUGCCCCAUUACCUGUGUGCUGUGUUCCCCAUUACCUGUGUUCCACAUUACCCAUGUUCCCCAUUACCUGUGUGCCCCAUUACCUGUGUGCCCCAUUACCUGUGUGCCCUAUUACCUGUGCGCUUCACCAGUGGCAGACAGAAAUGAUCCGGAUCAUUCAUGUGAUGGAAUCCGGUCGGACUGGAACCCCUUGCUGUGAAUCCCUUUCAUCCUCCUCUCCUGUUCUCCUCCUGAAUCUCUUUCAUCCUCCUCUCCUGUUAUCCUCCUGAAUCCCUUUCAUCCCCCUCUCCUGUUCUCCUCCUGAAUCUCUUUCAUCCUCUCCUGUUCUCCUCCUGAAUCCCUUUCAUCCUCCUCUCCUCCUGUUCUCCUCCUGAAUCCCUUUCAUCCUCCUCUCCUGUUAUCCUCCUGAAUCUCUUUCAUCCUCCCCUCCUUAUGCUUUUGUUCACUUCUUAAAUCGCUUGUAACUUUGUGCAAGUGUGUGUCGCUGUGAUGAACCUGGACCUAAGCAUAUAUAUUUUUUGCAUUUUUCAGCAUAUUUUUUUAAAUGUCUCAGUUCUAUUAAAAAAGGGCCAUUCAUACCAUGAAGGAUAGCUAUAAGGAUUUGAGUGUUCGUUAUAAUUCUAGUUUAGGUGGUUGUCAUCAUUAGCUGGAGGGACUUUUUUGCUUUUAUCGUUAUAGCUAUCGAUCUUUAUUGUCGUUAUAGCUAUCGAUCUAUAUUAUCGUUACAGCUAUCCAUCUUUAUUAUCGUUAUAGCUAUCGAUCUUGGUAUGAACAGUUUUUCUCACAUUACACUCUUAGAAAAAAGGAUCUAUAUAGAACCAAAUCCAUGCUUCAUAUACGGUACCUCUAAAUGGUUCUUUAAACCAUUUUGAAGGAUUCAUUAAAGGAACCCCUAAGGCUGCAUGGUUCUAUAUAGCACCCCAAGGACCCUUUUUUAAGAGUGUAUGUGAUUUAUAAAAUGUACAAUACAUUUAAAGUAACAUUUAUUUUUUUUCUAUCUGUAAGGAUGCAGUUACCAAAUAGGAACAGAACAGUUUAUCAUAGAGACCUGUGGUAAACAUAUUCUGCACAGAAAUGGUUUGUGGUAUCUAUAGGAAACUAUUCUGCACAGAAAUGGUAUGCGGUAUCUUUAGUAACAGAAUGGUAUGUGGUAUCAUUCUACCACACAAUAAAGUGCUCUGCUGCUCUCAG